AUGAUUUUAUCCCCUGCUGAGAGGUCCUAUCUAUACGACUCGCUCGUCCAGUCGCCUCCUAUUCGUCCGGAUGGCCGUAAGGAGUUCCAGUUCAGGCCUGUAGAGGCCACCACGGCAUUUCUUCCAUCUUCAAAUGGUUCAGCCAGAAUACGAAUGGCCGAUGGAAGUGAAUGUAUUGUCAGCGUCAAAUCCAAGGUGGUUAUGAUUGCUAAGGAGCCUAACUUGAUUGAAUGUGACAUUGACGUCUCUGGGUUUCGUGAUGACUCCAACUACGUGUCCGACUUGAAGUUUUCCAUGACGGAUCUUUUUAUAAAGAACUUCCCAACUUCCCACUUGCAUCUCACAACCAAAUACGCCUAUAAGUUGUUCAUCGACUGCAUUGUGGUGAGCCAUCAGAGCCAUCCAUCCACAUUGUUGACGUUGACAGCCUACUUGGCUCUCAAGUCUACUAAAUUGCCUCUUCUUAUCUCUGAUGUCGAUGAUGCAGAGAUCGAAGAACAGCCUACAUUUUCCGACGACUGGGACCAGGCCUUGUUGUUGUCUAAGGUGUUCAAAAUGGACCACUUCCAGCCUCCAAUUUUUGUCACCAUAGGUGUAGUAGGAGACAAUUUACUCAUGGAGCCAUCCAGUGAGGAAGAACAGGUACUUGAGAACGGAUUGCUCGUGGCCUGGUACGAUAACAAGGUAAUCACGCCUAUUUUCAAUAUGAGCUUGGCUACGAACUCCAACAGUACCAACUUCAAAGGCUUUAACGCUCGCAUUUUGCCUAAGGUGGUUGCCAUGUGUAAGAAAUACUGUGGUGCUGUGGUCAAAGCUCUAGAUACCUUGGUAGAGCAGGAUGAGGAGGGCGCAAUUUUUUAG
Sungouiella intermedia is the source of this 861-nucleotide messenger RNA. The record is from the annotation of a GenBank genome assembly. Lineage: Eukaryota; Fungi; Ascomycota; Pichiomycetes; Serinales; Metschnikowiaceae.